UGAUUAAGAGCUUAGAUGUAGUAUUUUCAAAUGUAGAUGUUUUAUGGGUGAAGUGUCACAGCAUCCUCAUAUUAUGAAGUUGAGAAUAUUAAAAGCAGUUUUCAAUCUCAUAAAGGACCCCAGGAUUGAGCCCGCUCUGAAAAAAUGCCACAUGCUGCCUAAAAAGAGUAAUUAAUAACAAACUAAUCAACCCUUCACUAAGGAGGCCCAACCCAUACAGCAUGUCCCACAAGUGCUCUUUUUUUUCUUAUUAAAUGUGUAUUUGUCGUUCUUUCACACCACAAAAUUAUAUAAAAGCUGUAACUGAUUUGCAUAAAUGCAGAGAAUGAAAAGAGAGGGCUGUGAACAGGAAGAGGCCUCCGAAUGCAACUGCUCGAGCAUACAGAGCCUAGUUUCAGGGGCAGAGGUGUCAACUAUUGUUUGUUUAUGAAUAAUAAAUGCUAAAUAUUUUCAGGUUUUGUGGACUUUAACAGUUGUGCUUGUGUUAUACAGUAUGUGCCCUGGUUUUGAAGGACUCUUUAUAUUAUCUGUCAGUGCUUUUUCACUUGUAUGACAGUGAUGAUGAUGAAGAGGCAGAAAGACACAAGCUGGCUCAGCUGCAGCGAGAUGAGAUGAUUUAUUUUUUGUAUCCUCCCACUUUUACUCUGAGAAUGAUGCAUGAUGACUUGCACUUGGUUAGUAACUAUAACUGAUGUCACAUGUUGAACAUCCAUGAAACAUCCCUUCAACUUCAUACACUGUGACAGUCAGCAAAUGGCUAAGCACCAACAUUUUAAUUUAUAUUAAUAUAUUGUUAUUUUAUUGAUAUUAAGUUAACCUAUUUUUUAUCUGAUCAUCACCUCUUUCAGAAAGCAACAGAAACAUAUCAGUUCAAUUAGGAGACGAGAAAGUUACAUUGACAAGAACAAGAAUCCUGGAUUCUGGAACAUCAACACCAUAGAGAUGGGAGGAUUAGGAAGAACUGGAUGAGAAAAAUCCAGAAGAGGAAAUACGAGAUGCAGUUGCCUUUAAAAUGAGAAAGUCCUCCUACCUCAUGUAUUAUCAUAGAGUACUUAUGGCUAAAGCUUUGACUGAACUCUGCAGGGCUCAGCAACUCUGAUGCCCAAUCCACUCACGUGUGUUUCCUCAAAGAGUAUCCCAGAAUUCCCUCGAGUAACCUCACCGCAUGUCGCGCAUCAGGAGCACACUGGACACCGUUACCAAAGCUGUGAGCGGAACGGUGAACUCUGAGCUCCUCGCCAAGAUCACACGCCUCAAACCCAGUGCCACCCAGGGCAAAACUAUAGAUGUUAAAGUGGAAUGUCCCGAGGCAGAGGCCGGAGCUGUCAUGACCAUGGCGACAUCUGAGCCUCCCAGAGAUAAAGAGGUGAAAAAAGACAUGGAACUUCAUAAAGAAGCUCCAAAAUCUAUCAGCAGUCUGUCUAGAAGCACAGGAAACACGACCAGUGCAGUUGCAAAGCAAACGCUGCAACGUUUUCAUCCUGCAGCCUUCACAACCAACAUGGAUGAAACGUACAAUCACCUGGCUGAACAUGUCAAUGCCUACUUUGGAAGUGACACGCAAGAUGACAAAAGAUCACAACGGGUUGGAGAAGACACAACAUCCUCGACAUCUCAGAUCCAGUUUAGUGCUCUUCCAAAAAGUAGCAAGGAUGAUAUCCUAAUGGCGGUGCCUGUGUCCUAUAAAUCCACACCAGAAACGCCCCCUGUUAUUGACAAGAAUAGCUCCGUCCCAAGUCCAGAAGCCCCUUCUGCUCCAGCUCAGGAUGAGGGGGUUUCAAACAUCCCCAUAUCGCCAAGGAAAGGCAUCAGUCACUACCUGUCCUACCCCAGGCCCAGCGUCCAGGCUUUUGUAGGAAACUACAUCACUCCUCUUGUCCCAAAGUUCAGAGCGGAUUCAAAGAGUGGCACAGCAGAGAAGGAAAAGCCCUCUGGAUCUGAACGGGCUGCGUCCCAGGAUGCAAAGAGUGCAGAAAGCAAGGAGCAAAAAGAGGCAGAAGAGAAAGCACAGAGACUGUUGUCUCAGAGGGAGAAGAUUAUAGCACGUGUUAGUGUGGAUAACCGAACCAGAGCACUGGUCAAGAGUCUUCAACGAGUCACUGAUGUGAAGAUCACCAUCAGCAGAGUGGAGGAACUGAGUUUCCACCUGCUGGAAUUUCCAGAGACCAGAGGGGUGGCAGUCACUGAGAAGGUCAUCCCGUGUCUGCUGCGUUUGAGGCAGGCCAGAGACGUCAAUCUGCAGGCUGCAGUGAGACAGGCUCUGGCUCUGGUGGGCUACAAUGACUCAGUCAAAGGCAGAGGAAUACGUGUCCUCUCCAUCGACGGAGGAGGGACCAGGGGUUUGGUUGCAUUGCAGGCUUUGCACAGGCUGGAGAGUUUGACAGGGAAGCCCGUCUACCAGCUGUUUGACUACAUAUGUGGAGUUAGUACAGGGUCCAUCCUGGCCUUUAUGCUGGGAGUGUUCCAGAUCCCUCUGGAUGAGUGUGAGGAACUCUAUCGGAAGUUGGGAUCUGAUGUCUUUAAACAGAACCUAAUUGUGGGCACAGUGAAAAUGGGCUGGAGUCAUGCGUACUAUGACAGCCAGAUCUGGGAAGAGAUCCUCAAAGAAAGAAUGGGGCCUGGACUAAUGAUCGAGACUUCCAAGGACUCUAAAUGCCCCAAGGUGUCAGCGGUGAGCACCAUUGUGAACAGAGGCCUUCCGCUGAAAGCAUAUGUCUUCAGGAAUUAUAACUUCUUGCCUGGGGUUCGCUCACACUACUUGGGCGGCUGCCAGCAUAAAAUGUGGCAAGCCAUUCGAGCGUCCUCUGCUGCUCCAGGAUACUUCCAGGAGUUUGUACUAGGAAAUGACCUCCACCAGGACGGUGGUCUCUUGAUCAAUAAUCCUACCGCUCUGGCCAUCCACGAGAGCAAGUGUUUGUGGCCCAACACACCUGUGCAAUGUGUGGUGUCUUUGGGCACAGGCCGAUACGAAACCAUAGGCAAGACCAGCUCGAGCACUUAUACCAGCUUGAAGACCAAACUCACCAAUGUCAUCAGCAGCGCCACAGACACUGAAGAGGUCCACACGAUGCUGGAUGCCCUGCUCCCCCCGAACACUUAUUUUCGUUUUAACCCUUACAUGAGUGAGGAAAUCCCACUGGACGAGAGCAGACAGGAUAGGCUGGGCGUCCUGCAGGCUGAGGGUCAGCAGUACCUGGAGCGUAACGAGAAUAAGUUAAAGAAAGUGGCUAGUGUUCUCACUCAAGAAAAGGGAAUCGUUCAGAAACUCGCCGAAUGGGCCCAGCUAAAAGCUGACAUGUACGAUGGCCUUCCUUUUCGCUCAAAACUCUAAACUUACAAUCUAAACUAAACUAGCACAACAUCUGACCUUUUAACACAUAACUUGGUAAACUGUGCGCUACAGUGUAACUACACAAUGCAUGUUGCCAUAUGCCAGUUUAAAAUAGCAAAUCAAGUCUGUUGCCUCAUACUAACGAGCACAUAAGAUUGAAAAGUUUCAUAAUGUCUGAUUUUAAGGCUUUAUUUUUAUUGUAACAAAAGUUAUUGUUUACCUUGUGUUGUUUGAAUCGAAGAUCCUUGAAAGCACGAAAAUAUACUGACUAGCUAUCACAAUGCAUUUGCUGCUUUUCAUUUGUUUGGUUAUACUAAUGUAAUUUGAUCCGUUAAUUUACAAUAGGAUCAAUUUGCUGUUGUGUAAUGUCUCUCCUUGAAAAACCCUUAGUAUUAGUCGACUGAACUGACAGUACUGUAGUUAGCAUGAGGUGAGCAGCUAAAUCAUUUUCAACCACUUUUUUUUUAAAUUUAAAUUCAAAUGAUCAGCCUUGUAAUUUUAUGUCAGACCACAAUGGUAUCCAUUAGCACUAAUGUUUUAAAGAUUUUGCACACAAUGUUUCGAAAGCACUCAUUGCAGUUGCGUUAUGGCUGAAGAUGGCUUGCAUUGAUUAUUGUGGAAAUCAUUGAUUUCGUGUAUUAUGUUUGAAUGCCUCAGCUGCUUUCCAGUACACAUUUUUAUUUGCUUCUUCAUGCACUUAGCUGGAAAAUAUUUGACAUAAUUUAUUGGUUCUUUUCAGACCGAGUGUAUAAUAUUGUAAAAUAUAAUUAAUCCAUAUGUGUGUAAAAAAAUUAAAAUAAAUGUAUAACAGUGUUGUAGAUUUCAGUUUUAACAGCUCGAUUCAGAAAUUCAAUUUUCCUAUCACCUUAAAACUGUAUUCCCUGAUGAUUAUGAAGAGAAAUAAAUGAUUUUAACUUCA
Messenger RNA from Carassius carassius (crucian carp), 4250 nucleotides. Its product is annotated as calcium-independent phospholipase A2-gamma-like. Gene Ontology annotation, cellular component: membrane. The record is from RefSeq and is a predicted model, not a curated record. The coding region runs from base 1166 to 3331 and encodes 721 amino acids. The transcript is spliced from 11 exons. Gene Ontology annotation, biological process: arachidonate metabolic process. NCBI's taxonomy places the organism in Eukaryota, Metazoa, Chordata, Actinopteri, Cypriniformes, Cyprinidae.